UUUGUUUUUGGUUUUCUCAAAUGAUUCAGAAGUAAAUUAAAAAACCUACAUAACAGAUCUUCAGGGGAAAAUUUUAAAGCAUAUGUACAAAUUGAUGCUUUGAAUGCUAGCAUUACCACUUUGAACAACUCUCAUCUUCUUUCUCCAGUUAAAUCACGUUCAAGGUGAUUAUCAAAAAAAAAAAAAGGAAAAAAAAGUCACAUUCAAGGCCCUUUAUAAGGGUGCCACUGCGUCAGAGUAAACAAUCUACCACACACCAUCGUUAUAGCAAAAUGGGUAUCAGCUAUAGAGUUGCCUUGUUUUCUGCCUUAGCUUUCGCAUUCCUAAAUGGUGAUUAUGCGCAAGAUACUAUUUUUCCUGCUAUAUUUACAUUUGGUGACUCAGCUAUGGACGUUGGCAACAAUAACUACCUUUCCACUUUUUACAAGGCAAACUAUCCUCCUUAUGGAAGGGAUUUUGCCAGUCAUGAACCGACAGGGAGAUUCUGCGAUGGCAAAUUGGUAUCCGACAUAACAGCUGAAACCUUGGGGUUUAAGACUUAUGCACCAGCAUAUUUAAGUCCAGAUGCAUCAGGAGAAAACCUUCUUAUUGGAGCUAGUUUUGCGUCAGCUGCAUCUGGUUAUGAUGAUAAAUCUUCCAUUCGGAACGAUGCUAUUACAUUGCCUCAACAGUUGCAGUACUUCAAAGAAUACCAGAGUAGGCUGGCCAAGGUAGCUGGUAGUAACAAAUCUGCAACCAUCAUCAAGGAUGCGCUGUACUUGCUUAGUGCAGGCACCGGAGACUUCCUCGUGAACUACUAUGUUAAUCCUCGGUUACACAAAGCUUAUACUCCUGAUCAGUAUAGCUCUUAUCUCGUCAGAGCAUUCUCAAGAUUUGUUAAGGGUUUGUAUGGCUUGGGGGCAAGGAGGCUUGGGGUAACUUCACUCCUACCGUUAGGUUGUGUUCCUGCAGCUCACAAGUUAUUUGAUUCCGGUGAGAGUGUAUGUGUCUCCAGGAUUAAUAAUGAUGCCCGGAAAUUUAACAAGAAGAUGAACUCAACUGCAGCAAACCUACGAAAGCAACUUCCGGAUUUUAAGAUUGUUGUCUUUGACAUCUUCAGCCCAGUGUUUAACCUUGUUAAAUCUCCUUCAAAUAAUGGUUUUGUGGAAGCAAGAAGAAGCUGCUGCAAGACAGGGACUGUACAUGAAGCUACAAAUCCAUUGUUGUGCAAUCCAAAGUCUCCUAGGAUUUGCGCCAAUGCCACACAGUAUGUGUUUUGGGACGGUGUCCAUUUAUCAGAGGCUGCUAAUCAGAUUCUUGCAGAUGCACUGCUCGCUCAGGGCUUCUCCCUCAUCUGACAGGAGCUUGCAUGUGGCGUCUGUUUGUCAUUGUAUAAUUUCCCUUUUGUGUGCUACUGCUGUCUUAUUCAGAAACAGUUCAAAAGCCUAUCUUGAUUAUCUUGCGGCUUUUUUCGUAACUUUUCGUUUUCUUUUUCUUCGCCGAUGGCUUUUUUUUUUUCCUUCUUUUUCUUUUUUUCUUGGGUUACAUGUGUUAAUGGCUUUCAAUUCCUCAGUACGAUUUGGGUCAGUACACAAAGAUUUAACGUUAUUUCUUCAAGUUGUUCUCCAUUUCUAAAUUGGUAACCUUCAAAGUAGCUCCAUCAAUAUUAUCUACUAAAUAAAAAGCCUGCUCGGAUAGACUAUC
Molecule: messenger RNA, 1683 nt
Organism: Ricinus communis (castor bean)
Lineage: Eukaryota; Viridiplantae; Streptophyta; Magnoliopsida; Malpighiales; Euphorbiaceae
Product: GDSL esterase/lipase APG
Exons: 5
Coding region: 273-1337 (354 amino acids)
Cellular component (GO): apoplast
Molecular function (GO): hydrolase activity, acting on ester bonds
Source: RefSeq, a predicted model, not a curated record